This is a messenger RNA of Amphibalanus amphitrite, 3472 nucleotides long. Its product is annotated as mucin-2-like. Lineage: Eukaryota; Metazoa; Arthropoda; Thecostraca; Balanomorpha; Balanidae. The transcript has 4 exons. The coding region runs from base 230 to 1795 and encodes 521 amino acids. The record is from RefSeq and is a predicted model, not a curated record.
AUGCGGGCGCGCGGCGCCGCUCAGGGGGGCGGGCUACACUGCCGGUCCGUCGCCAGUGACCAGCCGGCGGCGGCAGAGGCGACAGGGCCGCCAGGUGCUCCCAGGACAGCAGGAAGGACGGACAGCGAGGACCGCGGAGCUGUCCCCACAGCUCGGACUCGGGCGGUGAAGGUCGGACCGUCGGCGGCUGAAGCACCUGCAUCUCUGCGUACCAGCGUUACCAGUCGCCAUGGUCUCGGCCGUCGCUCUGUCGGUGCUGGCGCUCACCCUGUGCGCCGCGUCGGCCGCGUCGCUUCAGCCAGCUCAGAGAGCCGAGGACAUUCUGACAGCAAGGAGUCGUCUGUCCCCUUCGCAAGAUGGCGUAAAGACCACGGUGCUUGAAGAUGCUAGGGUCAUUGCAAACGAGAUCGAAAACGCGGCACUAAAUGUGUACGAACAUCUGGGUCGACAUCUUAUAGAACAAAAGGGCAUCCGUGCACGAAGAAGUGCUGAAAAAGCGCCCAAGAGAUUCGGCUUUUCCUUCGGGACUGCCGUCAGUGCAACGAAUGAUGCCAAGAAGCGAGAGGUCGCCUCGGCAAAGACAACCACUACGACAACAAAACGGCCACCUCCGUUCUGGAAACAGCGAACCUCGACAACGCCACGGCCGUCGCCGUUCGCGAAACAACAAACUACAACAACCACAACAAAACGGCCACUUCCGUUUUGGAAACGGACGACUUCAACAACAGCACGGCUAUCGCCGUUUGGCAAACAACAAACCCCGACAACGGAGCGACCGGUGCCGUUCUGGAAACGACGAACAUCCACAACGGAACGUCCGACGACAACUACGACCGUCCCAACUACGAGGCGAACCUUUCCAAAGUGGAAGCCUCCCUCCACUUCCUCGAAGCCAAAGACCGAGCCAACUAAAAGGACGGUCUUCAAGUGGAGCCGAGCUUCUCCAAUCAGCAGGCAGUCAACCACCACAAAACGGCCACUGCCAAAAUGGCCACAGCGAACUUCAACUACGAAACGCCCAACAACCACGUCAACGCCGACCACAACCACAUCGAGACCAACCACAACCCGACGAAUGACGACAAAACGGCCAACAACACGGAGACUGUUCACCAAACGACCAGCCAUAAUGCGCCUCACAACGACACAGCCAGCAACGCUGACAACCACGCAGCGACCGAGAACAUCACGGACCACGACCAAACGUCCUGCCAAGAGACGAACGACCACCCAACGGCCAACGGUAACUACCAAACGGCCAACAGUAACCACCAGACGACCUACCAAAAGGCGGACGACUACCCAACGGCCAACGGUUACCUCCAAACGGCCAGCGGUGACCACCAAACGGCCCACGCCGACGACGAAGCGUCGGGUGCUGUUCUCUGCCAGAGGCGCGCAGAACACCCGGACGACCCGGCGCCCGUUCCGCUUCACCGUCCGGCCCACCACCGUCUCGCCGCGCACCACGCCGAGGCGGAGGACCCCCUCGGCGCCGAAGAGCGAGCCCGUUCCGGAGGCGGCUGACCCGCUGACGUCGCUGCUGAUGCGGAUCGCCUCGCUGGAGCCGCGCCGCACCGCGCAGGGGUCGCGCCGCACCGUCGGCAGCCCGUCCGUGCUGCUGGCGAUCGCCGCCCUGGCCACGCCGAACGAGCCCGCCGUCCGACUGAAACCCGACCAGAGGGGCUUCCAGCUGAGCCUGAGGCACCCGCCGGAGGGGGCCUGCGCGCCCUGCAUGCCCACCUUCCUGGUGGACCUGGAGAAGUGCCACCCGUGUGUGGUGAUCCGCUGAGCCGGCACGGGGCGCGGGGCGAGUGAAGGGGCCAAACUGGAGCUGUGUGUGUGUGCUCGUAUUGGAGUGGUGUGGUCGUGCGUGUGUGCGCGUGUGCUGCAUUAGCAGGUGCUUUGGAGAUCGACGUUUGUUGGAGAGCAUGGCUUUGUUAAUCCAGUUACCUGGGUCAACUCAGCCAUUUCGCAUUGUAGUUGGUAUUCGCUCUUCUGUGGCAGCGGUAGCAAUUCCUCUAGUGGCUGAAAAAAUUAUUUGAAGCCCCGGUUCUUCCUAACAUUUAGGUUGUUAACCCGGCAAAUGGUCAUUAUACGGUAAAGCUUAAAGAGAUAGCAGCUCAGUUCAUAACAUUUUCGUUCAUUUAUAUGGCAAUUCAUUUGUUUAUUAUGAGCCUGGUCAAAUUAUUUUUAACCCGCGCCCCACUGGGGUCUGCGUAUAACACGCCCUACUGGGGGGGGGGGGGGGGCUAUUCAUAGCCUCCCCUCCUAACUCCGAAACUACUGGGCCGAUCAUCAAAAUUCAAACGGCGUCUGAUAGCCCCGGAAAAACUGUCGAGCGAAACCUAAUUUCAUUGACCUCGAGGUCACCGAUGACGUCACAGGUCAGGUCAAAGUAAAAAUUAUUAGCAUUUUGGCUUGUUCACGUUUUGGGCUCUGGCCGCCGUCUUACAAGUCAGAUCAGGCUCAUUUUUGGAUCACACACUCGGGAACAGAUGCUCUAGUUACCCUGAGGGUACCAAACUUGUACUUUGAUUUUCAGGUCAAGGUCAGGUCAUCACAGGUCACGAAAAUAUGAUAUCAUGCGUCGGUCACGUGACACAUGUUUUAUGGUCCAUUUAGGUCAGAGAAUUCGAAUUUGCUGUCGUCUGUGUCAUUCGAGGUCAUUUUGAGUCGAAUUUAGCUUAGGACAGGUCACUUUCAGGUCAAAAAAGGUCAAAUUUUGAAGCUAAAAUUUUUCAACAAAAAAGGUGUCUAUUGGAUGCAGUUUGAGCUCAGGAACACGAUGGUGCUAUUCAUAUUGGCGUACGAUGUCAAAUACGUGCUGAAAAAUUGAUUUGAAAAAUUAAUAAUUGUGAAUUUUUUGCAAUAAUGCGUAAAACUUGGCCAUUUUUGAAGAUAUUUAGCUAAAACUUGCUAGAGUUAGUCAUAAUAAUGCGUUCUAUCACAUAUAUUCCGGUUUUUUCGAAAAGUCAAAAACGUUUUGAAAAAAUGUAAAAAUAUAAAUUUUGGAUUUUAUUAUAUUAAAUUUUCCAAAUUUUCAAAAUUUUGAAAAUCCGAGAUAGCAGUUUGAUAGCGCAGUCUAUUCUGAGUCCUCUCAUGCAAAGGAAUUGGAUCUAGCUUAAAAACUGAGCUCUUGGGAGCGAUUGCCGUGGUUCAAUGUUUUGCGUCGAAAUCGGCCGAACAUGACGUCACUCUGACGUCAUUUCCGGCCGACCUAUAGUAGUAACGAAGUUCAAAUUUUGACACAAGGUGUCAAAUUAAUGCAGCCUAAGGUACUGAAAGUUUGGCGUCGAUACGUUAAGCGGUUUGGAAGUUAUUGCAGAAAAACGGGAGGGGGGGGCUAUGAAUAGCCCCCCCAGUGGGGCGCGGGUUAAGACCAACAACUUUGAACGUUAGAAGUUGAAGCAUUGAACUAAGGUGCAAGCAGCCUGACUAAUAUGAAAUAAAUGGUGAAUAACAUGUC